ACGACUGCCGCCAUGCAUGCCACUGCACUGCCCCGGCCCCCACACCCACUUGGCCUGACCCGGAGCCGAUGCUACGCGGUGUCUCUGUCAGUGCUGUUACAGCGUGCAACAAGCAACGAUGCCGUUAAGGGCUGUGCUGCUCCACAUCGGAGAGAAAGACCAAGCAAAUACUAGAGUAAUUCAGCAAAUGAGGAGUAUUGGAUCUCCAACCUUGCUAGAAGAUGAAGCUGAUCAUAUACCCAUCCCUGGGACUGAUUUAUUUGUGCGCAUCUUGGAUGCAGCACUCCAGUCUGCGGGAGUCCCAGAGACCAGCAGAGGUUGAUGACCACUGGAGAGUCUCACGGGACGAGGUGGUCGUUCUGAAUGAGGGGAUGCUGGGGUCUGGGGCCUGGGGCUACGUGGCCAAGGGAGAGUUUCGAGGGAAGAGAGUGGCAGUCAAGUGCCUGCACAGGGAGAUUGUGGUCAGCCAGACUCUGCAGCGAGUCCACAGAGAGAUCCACACCAUGGCCAGCAUCAGACACCCCAACAUCGUCCUCUUUGUUGCCGCAGUACUGGACAGUGAAGGCCACCACUCAUCGUCUCUGAACUUCUCGACACCAACCUCCGAUCAGCCUACCAAAACCACCAGCUGA
Geodia barretti is the source of this 632-nucleotide messenger RNA. The record is from the annotation of a GenBank genome assembly. Lineage: Eukaryota; Metazoa; Porifera; Demospongiae; Tetractinellida; Geodiidae.